Talaromyces stipitatus ATCC 10500 is the source of this 637-nucleotide messenger RNA. RefSeq lists its product as uncharacterized. Gene Ontology annotation, biological process: attachment of spindle microtubules to kinetochore. The transcript has 2 exons. Gene Ontology annotation, cellular component: mitotic spindle; DASH complex. The record is from RefSeq and is a predicted model, not a curated record. Lineage: Eukaryota; Fungi; Ascomycota; Eurotiomycetes; Eurotiales; Trichocomaceae. The coding region runs from base 224 to 637 and encodes 137 amino acids.
CCGCGUUCAAUUGUUAACACGACCAGCAACAACAAACAUCUCUGGGACAACAUACUCUACAAUUUAUAAGAGGAAAAGCAACAAAAUCCAAGUCAUCUAAACCACGAACCAGCGCUCGAAUUACAAAGCAACUAGGGACACCAAGCACGAACCCCAGCAAGCGAAUUGAGCAUAUAGUCAUAUCAAAUUUAUCUGCUUCAAACAGAAGUAUUCUACCAACACAAUGAGUCACGACAACUUCCUUCGAAGCACAACUCCCUCUAGGGAUACAAGCAAUCCCACCAGCAAUGAGAGCAACCCCCUCCUCGGAUCUUCGAGCGGAUUAGUUAGUGAACUCGAGCAGGAAGUCCUCGAUGAGUAUUCACGGUUACUCGAGAAUGUGAACAGAUUAUCAGAUACCCUCGCCAAUCUCGCUGAUUCGCCUGCUUCAUUGACACUAGAUGGCCUACGACUUCUCGAACGCAAAACGGCGACUGUGUACACGCUUUUGAAAGCGAGUGUUUAUAGUAUUGUGUUGCAGCAGCAGAUUAUUAAUGAUGGUGAAGCUGCUGCUGCUGCUGGAGGAGGGGAUGAUGGGUAUGAAUAUCAACAUGACGAUUCGGCGAUGCAGGGGGAGGAGAAUACGAUUAUGCGAUGA